Argiope bruennichi is the source of this 7488-nucleotide messenger RNA. It is a transcript of the gene LRR, whose product is annotated as F-actin-uncapping protein LRRC16A-like. Gene Ontology annotation, biological process: regulation of Arp2/3 complex-mediated actin nucleation; cell migration. Bases 172 to 4386 code for a protein of 1404 amino acids. Gene Ontology annotation, molecular function: protein binding. Lineage: Eukaryota; Metazoa; Arthropoda; Arachnida; Araneae; Araneidae. The record is from RefSeq and is a predicted model, not a curated record. Gene Ontology annotation, cellular component: lamellipodium; plasma membrane. The transcript is spliced from 37 exons.
UGGUGGUGGAGUAGAAAUGGAUUGCGAGGGGCACUCCCUCUUAAAUAUUGUGGUUUUGAUAUUAAAUUUGUAAAAUGUGCAUGUUUUAUUUAUCAUUUAUACCGUUAAAACUUUUGUAAAAAUGUCUGCCUUAAUUUAACUAGUUUUAUUCGUAAACACAUUACAUCAACAAUGUCUGCGAAAGGAGUAAUUUCACGAGAACUUCAUGAGAGUAUUCGACACAUUUUAGGACGGAAUGUGAAGAUUUCUUUAAAAUGUGCUGUGCGCAUGGAAACAAAGCCUGAAAAAACAGAGAAUCGAGUUCUGGCAUUUUCCGCAUGUAGAUUAUUUAUUCUUACUGCCAAGGUUCCAACUAAAAUUGAACACACAUUUCAUUACUUAGAUAUCCAAGCUAUAGAAAGCAAGAAGAACAACCAGCUUUGCCUGACAGUUGAGAACAAGGUUUUCACAUUUUAUUCCAUUGAUCCUGAUUCUGAAGAUGUUAACCAUAUGAUUAGCCAGUUGGGAACAGCAGUGAAAAGCAUUUUUCCACAAGUGCCUUUAGAACAUGUAAUCAGGAAGUUGGAAGUGAUCCCUCCCACCCGAUUACAGGCUAUGCUUGAGUACAAUCAUGCCCUUGAAACCAAAGAUACUGGACCUUGUGGUGGGUACUCCACUCAAUAUGCAUGUAUGUGUGAUUACCACAGUUUGCCCUACAGAGAAGAGGUUGCAUGGGAUGUGGACACCAUUUAUUUAUCCCAUGACAGUAAGGAGUUGUCCCUUCUAGAUUUUGAUCAUUUAGAUGGCAGGGACUUGAUGCCCAUUAUUUCUGCUCUGAUGUUCAAUACAUGGUUCACCAAAUUCCGAGCCAGUGGUGUUAAAUUAAUAUCGGAAGCUUUAGAUGUGAUCUUGCUUGUCUUGCGUCGAUCAGUUGCUCUUGAAGAAUUGUAUCUUGAUAAUACAGGAUUAAAAUGGGAAUUUGCUUAUAAAUUAUCCUUAGCAUUAAUUGCCAAUCCUCACACUCCUCUGCAUACAUUAGACCUUUCCAAUAAUCUUAUAGAAGAUAAAGGUAUAAAUAGUUUGUGUGGAAUAAUUGCCAAAAUUACACAAGGUGCUGGUCAGCUUGGUGGAACUGUAGGUCGUUUGCAGAAAGGUCUUAUUCAUUUGAAUUUAAGUCGUACUGGACUCACUGCAAAAGGCAUCAACACUCUAGCUCAUGCUCUUUCUCUCAAUCGAGCUAUGCCUUCCACUCUUACAUUCCUCAACCUUAGUGAUAAUGUCUUCAAAGAAGACGUCAAUAAUCUGUAUAAUUUUUUGGCUCAACCUAAUGCUCUGACACAUCUAGAUUUAUCCGGAACUGAAUGUGCUUUAGAUACUGUUUUUGGUGCUUUACUUCGAGGAUGCACACAAAAAUUAGCUGUUUUAAACCUGUCCAGGAAUCAGUUCUCUGCCAAAAAGUCAAAGGAAGUGAAUGUACCACCUUCAUUUAAAGCUUUUUUUUCAAGUACAGUGGCACUUAAACAAUUAAACAUGUCUGGAAACAAGCUGCCAGUAGAAGCAUUAAAAGCCAUGCUUCUUGGACUAGCUUGUAAUGAAAUUGCCACUGACAUGUCUCUUGACCUCAGUAAUAAUGAACUUAAAUCCCAUGGUGCUUUGGUUUUGGAAUCUUGUUUGCCUGGGAUACGAUGCCUUUGCAGUCUAGAUAUCAGUGAGAAUGGUUUUGAUGUGGAUUUGGCAAACAUUGUGAAUGCUGUAUCGAAAAACAAAUCUAUUAAGCACCUUUCAUUGGGAAGAAAUUUUGUAAACAUUAAACCUAAAUACAUGCAGCGUGUGAUGGAUUCCAUUGUUCAGCUCAUCCAGGAAGAAGAUACAGUGUUAGAGUCCCUAUCUUUAGCUGAUUCUAAGUUACGUGGUGAUGCUUGUGUUGUGAUAAAUGCUCUUGGUAGUAACCAAUGCCUAACUGCCAUUGAUAUUACAGGUAAUUACAUGGGUGGUGCUGGAGCCAAAACUCUUGCAAAAGCUCUUCAGAUUAAUUCAAAAUUGAAAUCCAUCCUUUGGGAUAAAAAUGCUACUCCACCUCAAGGGUUUCAUGAUGUGGCUUAUGCUUUGGAAAAGAAUUUUACACUAAGAUAUAUGCCAUGUCCUAUAUUUGAUGCAACAGCUGCUAUGAAAAUUGCUCCUGAAAAGACAGAAUCUGCUUUGAAAAGGAUUGAAGAGUGUUUACAUCGUAAUGUAUCGCCUAAAAAAUAUGCUAAUGGUCGAGCUUUUAGGCUUCAACAAGGAUUCUUACUUAGUUCAGCUCAACAAACUGUAGAUCGAUUAAUGGUCCACCUUCAAGAUUCAGUUAACAACUUUAAACGGGUUACAGGUGAGGGAAUUAUGAGUGAAGAUGCUGAAAAAGCUGAGGGAUAUCUGAGUGAUGCUAACAAUGCCAAACAGCUGUUGACAAGGCUUCAUGAAGUUGUUCUUUUGCAAGAAGAAUCUGGAAAUACAAUUGAAUCACGGUUACAGGAUUUUGUUAAAGAAUUAUGGGAUACUGUUGAAGGUCAUCUAAUUAGUACAGCUUCUUGUAUGCUGAAAUGUGUUGAAGAUCAAUGCCCAAACAUAAUUACUGAUGAUGUUCGAAGGGAAUUAGAAAAGUUAUGUCAAGAAAGAGGCAUUGUACCAAUUGAAUUUGUGCGUCAUGCACUUCUAGAACAAACUGGAACAACUAUCUUGAAUAAAGUCAGCGAAGUUAAUUUAUCAGUUGCUGCACAUGUGUCUGACCGGAUAUUAGAUGAACUCAUCGAGUGCUUGUCACGAAGUCAUAGAGAAUUGCAUGAACAAAUGAACCAACAGCGUUGUACUACACCUGAUGUCUUACGAGGCGGUUUGGGAGUUGAGGGAGGUCUUAGGAUCAGUCAUAGUGGAGAUUCUCAGCUUGACAGUUAUAGUGAAAAUUCUGACUCUCCACUUCAAUUGGCUUGGCUUAAUUUAGCUACUCCCAAACUUACUAAUAAAAGAAAAAGUGUGCAUGCCAGGAAGCUAAGACCUCAGUCCGUUGUAGAUAGUGUUGAAGGAAUAGCUGCUGAUGACAUACCUGAUCUUUUGCCGAAAGAUGAAGAGAGCUUACCUAGUCUUUCCCCAAUGUCUGAAAAGCUAGAACAUUUGGGUAAAGCUCGGCCCAAGCGAGCAAAGACAAGAGCUCCCACGCGGCCAACCAUUCAAGGCAAGGAGCUGAAAGAGGAGCCUCAAGACAUAGGAGAAGGAUUAGACAAUUUCUUUCGACAACAAAGAAAUUCCCUUUCGACUCCCACACUGUCUCCCGAUUCAGAAGACACUCGAGAAAGAGCAGGUAGCAGCAGUACUUCUACUAGUAUGCUGAGUGGUGAUUUGACUUCAGAUUGCAUUGCCAAAGCAGAACGCUCGCCAGAAAACGAAAAGAAAGAACGAGGAUUCAUGAAAGGUAUCAGCAAUUUAUUUAGUCGUAUUUCUCCUGAUGUUAGCCACAUCCACAAAUCUCGUUCCUAUGAUUUGACAGAUAAAGUUGCUGCUGUUGAACCCUCACCCACUCACAGCUCUGGAAAAGAAUCCACUAAAAGCACUAUUGGAAUCUGCGACAUCAGUCUUCAUUCAUCAUCUCCACAAUUGGGAGGACGGAACAAAAAGGACAAAGGAAAAGAAGAUUGCGAUAUGAGUGAAACAGCACUUAAACCAAAGGGUGCUGAGAGGUUUGGACCAGGAUCUCUCCAUUGUUCCAAUCCUUUCUUACUGGCUGAAAUGAAAUCUCGCCAGGAGAAAAGAGUUCCUACUACUCACAUUCCUCCCCAGGCAGCUGAGGAGAAAGCUCCAUCAGAAGGGGUUUCUAUUCUGGCAAAUGUGAAAUUAAAACCUACUGGAUUGAGCCAGACUCUGAUAUCACCCUCAGAUGCUUCACAGACUGAAGAUUCUCAACAGUCCAGCUCAUCUACUAUCACAUCUCCAGGUUCACCACAACUAGAUCCAGGAGGCCGACUCACACCUGGUCUUAAAGUGAAGCCUCCCCCUAUAGCACCAAAGCCUCGUCCUAAGUCUGUUGGAGGAACAGCUGAAAUGAGAUUAUCAGGUGAUUUUUCAAAUGCAAAUGACGGAGAUUCUCCUAAAGCUGUGAGUCCAAUUUCAGAAACAGCUCUUCCAAGUGCAUCUGAAUCAGAUAAUAAUAAAGGUCCGCAGCGGGUCAAAUCCAUGUUUACUUUAGCUGACCAAUCAGAAGCAGAAGUGAAAGAUUCUCUUUUAAAUGGUAGUCAAGAGCAAUUCCAUUUUGUAAGUGCAUCAUCCAUGAAUCCAAGUCAGCAUUCUAAAACCAGUGCCAAUUACUCCACUACCAAUGAUGAUACAGACAUAGACAAAAUUGUGUUAAAUUCCAUAGAUGAUGUCAUUCAUGUCUGACUACUACUCAUCUGUGAUGCCUUUGACCUGCGGAACUUUCUAAUUCAAGUAGUACAUGUAUCAUCAAACAGCUAAUGUGAUUUAUUUUCUAGCUUUUUGUAAAUAUAGAUAGUUGAUGCAGGACAUGCUCUAGAUAUAUACAUUCCUCUUCCAAGUUAUAUUCGCUUUGAGAUUUCUGAUGACAAUUUGAUAAUUAUCAUUCAUAUUUCAUUGAAGUUUCAUGAAAAAAAUUUCUAUUCAACAUUUCUUUAGUGCAACUAUUUGAUACACCUAAUUAUGAUUCAACUAUUUUAAAAGUAGUAUUUAUCUGAUUUGAUAUAGCUCAUAAAAAUAAUGGAGUAAUUUUAUAACUUCAAAAAAAAAAAAAAAGGCUUGAUUAUUAAAAGGAAGGGGGCAGUUUUGAAGGAAAUAAUAAUAAAUGUAUAUUUCAAUAAGCAAAUUAUGCUUUUCUUCUUAUAGAAAGCAAAGUAUAAUUUCAAUCCUAUUUUGUAUGAAUUUAAAAUAUGCUUUACAAAAAGGGAUUAUUUAAUUGAUAGUUUGUUUAUUAAUCUUAUUUUUCAAUCAUUCAAUUUGAAUAAACGAAUUAUAAUAAGCUUUUCUUAUCCUUAAAAAGUUUUAUUCUUUGUCUUAUCUAUUUAAGAAUAUAUGUUAAUUCUAAUUUUCAGUAAUUAUUAAAAAGAAAUUUUAUUAAUUCUAAAUCUGAGAAAUUCAAUAUAGUAUCAAUUUUUAAACAUAUGGAUAAGAUACUUCAGAAAUUUGUUGGCUAUAUUUUUUAGCAUAAUAUGGGUGACAUUCUAUUUAAUAAACAAGUUCUACUAUUUCAAUGUUAAAUACUAUGUUAAUAAAAUGUGUAAAUACUGUGCUUAUACUAGUAUGAAAUUAGGAGGUAUAGAAUUUUAUAUUGUAAAAAAAAAGAAAAAAAGAAUGCUACUUGUACAUUGCUUCUUUUAAUUGUUACAUACUUUGUCUUUCCAUCUAUUCAUUAUUUGUUAUCUUCUAAGUGCUAUAGUCAAAUCCUGUUGAUAGUGAGAGAAUUGUUAUUAGAUAAUAAUUUAUUCCUAAGAAGAAAUAGAAAUGAAUUCAAAACAGCACAUAUCAAAUGAGAGUGCUACUGUCAUUUGAUGGUAAAUUUUAAAUCUAGAAAAAUCAAACAGUUUUAAUAUCAAAGGAAUUGUUAUUAAUAUUUAAAUAUUUAUAUUACAGUGAAAAGUUUUUGUGUACAAAAAUUCUUUUACAAGCAAAAGGAAUUUUCCUGCUCAUCUGCUUAAAACAUUCAUUUAUGUUUUUACUAUUUUGUUUAAUUGCUGAAGUAUUGUAAUUUAAAUAUUAUAUCAGUUCUUUCUUUUAGAAAUAUAUUUAAAUUAAUAAUUUAUUCUUUAUUUUUUUUAUUUUUUCAAUUUUUGUAUUUAGUUGUAAUGUUUUUUUUUAAGAAACAAUUUUGGAGUAUUUUUAUCUAAUUGAAUAUAUAUAUAAUGAAUUCAGUUUAGCAGCUGUUUAAAUAGAAAAUAUAAUUUAUAAUGAGAAAAUUGUUAUUUUUUUAAACUAAAACCAAAAUUCAUCGUAUAUUUAACUUAGAUCUUGAUGAUUUGCUGUGUAAUUAAUUACAAGUAAAACUAAUGUGUUUGAUAUAUUUACUGUUUUCAAGUUUCAAUGAAGGUUUAGCUAUUCAGUAAACAAAAGGGUGUUCAAUUUUUGAAGGGGAAAAAGAUACAGAUUUGCAUAUUGUUCCAAAAUUUCAUAAUCUAUUUGUACUUGUCUUAUAUUCAAAUAAUUUUGAAGAAUGGUGCUUAUUUAAAUUUAUGAUUGAUUCAGAUGUAUAAAUUUUAAAUAAAUAUACUGUGAAAGUUUCUAAUAAGUAUUUCUUGUACUUUGUUCGGAUGCUUUGACAUGCUUUAUGUUUUAUGGAAUCUUGUAACUGUGGGAUUUCAUCUAUUUUGAUUAAUUAGUAUGUUUUUAUGACAGUUAUUAUUAUUUUUUUUAUUUUUUUAUUGUGUAAUAUUAUGAACAAGAUUUCAUUAGUUUAAUAUUGAAGGCAUUCACUCUAUCACAUUCCUUUUUUAGAAAAUCACAUAUGCUACAUUUAUUUAUUCUGAAUUUUAUCUUUUCAUGAUUUCAUUAUUUAUUAUUACUUAUAUGAUCUAAAAAAUUUCUUGACUACUACUAAAAUUUGAAUUAAUGUGUAUUGAAGUUGCUGGAAUUCUAUAUCCAUUUUAUUCUUUUUAAAGCUUGCCAAAUUCAUCUGUUUAACCUUGUUAUUAUUCCGAAUUUUCUUAAUUACUCGUUAAGGUGGAUUUCUUUGAUUAAUAUUUGGAUUUGAAAAUUGCAUAAAUAAACAUUUGCAAAUUCUUUUUUAAACGUUGAUAAGUCUUCAUGUUGAUUCAUUUACUAAUAAUAACCAGUGAAUAUCAUUACAAAAUUCACGCCAAAAUUACAAAAAUUUUUUUAGAAAAAGGCUUUAUUAAGUAUCGGAAGUUUUGUAUAACAUGUAUUUCAGAAUAGUCUUGCUUUCUAAAAAAUAGUACUUUGAGAACUAGAAUACAUUACAAAACUAAAUUAUGUAAUCAAAUGAAUUAACAUAAUCAUAAAUGUAAAUAUAGCUUAUGAAGUUAAUUAUUGUUUUUAAUAUCAGUAUUUUAAUUGAAGGUAUAUUAAUAGAUGUUCAUUGCUGUGAAAUGGUUUCUCUGUGGCCUUCUGUUAAUUUGAACAAACUGCACUCGUUAAAGUUUUGAAUAUAUGGUGCUGUUCUGUAAAUUUUGUACUUUUUUAUAAUUAUUAAUGUGUUUUUCUUUUGUUUUGUGAGAAGUGAAUUCAAAUCAUCAAAUCAAAGUUGUAUAUAUAUAUAUAUAUGUAGUUUUAAUUUUUGAGAGCAUCUAGCAGUAGGCAGGAUUGCUUUUUUCUGUUGAAUUUGACACGUAAUUGUUUAGCAUCUAUUUUUUUCUCAUACUUGCAAUUGUGAUUCUUUUUAUAGUAGUCAGAGUGCAAUACUCCUUCUGUUUUCUUUUUUUUUAUGUCAUGAAAAAAGUUAGAAAAUUGUGUACAGUUGUGAUCUUUACAAAUGAAAAACAUUUUUAAAAAUGCAAAAAUUAAAAAUCUGUUUUCUAA